Molecule: messenger RNA, 615 nt
Organism: Ectocarpus siliculosus
Lineage: Eukaryota; Phaeophyceae; Ectocarpales; Ectocarpaceae
Source: the annotation of a GenBank genome assembly
AUGAAGGCGAAGGGCAGGUCGGCUCUGGGGUCGAUGACCAGGGCGCACAAGACGGAGAUCCGAAACGAAACCGCUGCCCACGCCGCCACCGUGUACGGGGAGAGCAUCCAGCCGCAGCUCUUAGGGGCGACGCAGGCGAUUGGGUGCGCGGCAACGUCGCUUGAGAACAUUGCGGUUAAGGAGGUCAGCAGUCGGAGGGCCCUCGUGAACAGCGUCGAAAAACUCUGCGAGGUCUGGUCAGCUUCGGCAGCUCUAAAAUCGGACGACCAGCGGGGCAGCCCUGCCGAAGCUCCUGAAAAAGAGUUCGAGAGGCGGGUCGUGGCCUCCAUUUCGGCAGAAAUUCGGCAAGACAACAAAGAGUACCUUGAAAGUGUUACCCAGACGAUACGCUCCGAGAUGUCGGCACAAGAGAAUGGGGUACAGCGACAACAACCCUCCCGCGCUGCGUGCGGGGUUGGCACUUCUGCACUCCUGAGCGAUGAGAUACGGGCCGAGAUUCGGGCUGAGAUGCGCGCCGUGAUCCGGGAAGAGGUGCCACGAGCUCUCCGCAGCAGCUUCAUCGAGGGAGCGUCGGCAGCUGCAAUAUCUCGUCCGCCAAUCUACAGGUUCUGUUGA